CUAACCUCCAACACGUGUGUUGUCAAAAACACGAAAUUUGAAUCAUUGCUAACCAUGGCGGAGAGCAAAGAAGAGGUGAGCCUAGGGAAAAAGAAGCAAACGAAAGGAAAACCCAACAAGAAGCCCAAAUUUAACAAUAAUAAAAACAACAGAAAAAAAGAUGGAGAUGAUGAAGUUACAGCUCUGCAGGAACAAUAUGAACAGAUAGAUAUUUCCACUGUGAAAAGUUUUGCACAUUUACCAAUAUCAAAGCUCACAUUGAGGGGCCUCAAGGAAUCCAAGUAUACAGUGCCAACAGACAUUCAAAGGAAUACCAUAAAAUUAGCAUUAAAUGGCAAAGAUAUAUUGGGUGCUUCACAGACAGGAUCAGGGAAGACGUUGGCCUUUCUUGUACCUCUCCUGGAAAUUCUGUAUUGCAACAAGUGGUCCAGAUUUGAAGGAGUAGGUGCAAUCAUUAUUACCCCAACAAGAGAAUUGGCUUACCAGAUUUUUGAAACUCUGAGAAACAUUGGACAGUAUCAUGACUUCUCUGCAGGUUUAAUUAUUGGAGGUCAAAAUUUAAGGUUUGAAAGGGGUAGGAUGGAUCAAGUGAAUAUUAUAGUUUGUACCCCAGGCAGGUUACUGCAACACAUGGAUGAGAAUCCUCUUUUUGAUUGCACUCAAAUGAAGGUUUUGGUAUUGGAUGAAGCUGAUAAAUGCUUAGAUAUGGGUUUUGCUGAUACAAUGAAUGCUAUAGUUGCAAAUUUGCCAGAGGAUAGACAAACAAUGCUGUUCUCAGCGACGCAAACGAAAGAUGUUAAACAUUUAGCUAGACUAAGUUUGAAAGAUCCCAGCUAUGUUUCGGUGCACGAGCAUGUUACGCCUAAAGAUCUUAAACAGUCAUACGUUGUAUGCGAACUACACGAUAAAAUGGCCAUGCUGUGGAGCUUCAUCAAGAACCAUCUCAAACAGAAAGUCAUAAUCUUUAUGUCUAGUUGUAAGCAAGUGAAGUACACGUUUGAAAUAUUCUCGAAGCUACGACCCGGUGUAUCACUGAUGGCGUUGUACGGCACUUUGCAUCAGCAGAGAAGGAUGGAUAUCUACAAUUCCUUCUGCACGAAACAAUUUGCUAUUCUUUUCGCCACAGACAUCGCCUCCAGAGGUUUAGACUUUCCAUCUGUUAAUUGGGUGGUGCAAAUGGAUUGCCCUGAAGACACAGAAACCUACAUCCAUCGCGUAGGAAGAACUGCCCGUUUCAAAAGUGGAGGCGAGAGUUUACUACUUUUGAUGCCCAGCGAAUUAGCCAUGGUAGACGCCUUGGAAAAUAAGAAAAUUCCUAUAGAAAAAAUCGAUAUCAAUGCUGAUUUUAUCAAAGACCCUGUCAGAAGGAUGCAAUCUUUCCUGGCUAUGGAUCCCGAGUUAAAAGACACUGCUCAACGAGCGUUCAAAUCGUACGCAAAAGCUGUUAACUUUAUGAAGAACAAAGAUGUGUUUAAAAUACAAGAAUUAGAUACGGAUAAAUACGCAUACUCGUUGGGACUGGCGAAUCCGCCCAGGAUUCGAUUCUUGCAGAGGAUGAAUAAGCAAUCUAAUGCUGGAGCUAGUGUUAAUAAUAAUAGAACUGUCUUUGAUUCUAAUGAUGAAUCGGAUGAUGAACUCCCAAGCAAAGCUCCCGGCAAUCCGCUGUUCUCUGUGGCGGAUGACGAUGAUGAUAUUAUUACUUUGAAGCGGAAGGACCACGACGUCGAACUAGGAGAAGGUGAAGUUCUUGAAGUUAUAGGAAGGCAAUCAUCCAAGAAAGCAAUAAGUAAAGCUAAAGCUGUGAAGAAGCUUAUCAAUAAAAAGAUCGUGGCGAAUUCCAAAAUCACCUUCGACGAUGACGGCGAAGCUAUGACGGAUAACGUCCGCAACAAGAAGCGAUCUGAAGUUGCUUUAGAAUAUGAGAAGAAGCAAGUGUCUGGUAUUGAUAUUGAAGAGGCGAAGGAAAUGCUGCGCGAAGAGGACAGAUUCGAUAAGCAAGUGUUUAGGGAAAAGGUGAAAGCAAAACAUAAGGAAGAAAAGAAGAAACUGAAAGAGCAACGCAAGAAAGAUAAGGAGGACGAGGACGAGGGUGAAAAGGAUGAUUUCGGAUCUGACGAGGAAUCCGAGUACGAACCAGAUUUAUCCUGGCUUCCUGAUCCUGACAAAGUUUACGGACAGAAGGAUGAUGGCGAUAGCGACGAAUUCUAUGAAGGAAAACGCGGAGAUGAUGAUGAUGAUAAUGAUGAUGAUCACGAAGAAGAGGUUGAGGAAGAAAAACCACAAAAAAAAUCGAAGAAGCGAAAACUGUUGGAGCCGGAUUCCAAACCGAAAAAGAAGAAGAAUAAGUUGGCUGAUAUUGGUGCUAAUUUGGACGUCAAUGAAGCGGAAGAAUUAGCUAUGAUGUUGUUAUCGAAGUAGUCUUAGAAUAAAUUGAUUUUUUUUU
This is a messenger RNA of Nicrophorus vespilloides, 2443 nucleotides long. Its product is annotated as probable ATP-dependent RNA helicase DDX10. Gene Ontology annotation, molecular function: nucleic acid binding; ATP binding; RNA helicase activity. Bases 55 to 2418 code for a protein of 787 amino acids. NCBI's taxonomy places the organism in Eukaryota, Metazoa, Arthropoda, Insecta, Coleoptera, Silphidae. Gene Ontology annotation, cellular component: nucleus. The record is from RefSeq and is a predicted model, not a curated record. The transcript has 4 exons. Gene Ontology annotation, biological process: rRNA processing.